Ictalurus punctatus (channel catfish) is the source of this 2786-nucleotide messenger RNA. It is a transcript of the gene caiap, whose product is annotated as CARD- and ANK-containing Inflammasome Adaptor Protein. The transcript is spliced from 2 exons. NCBI's taxonomy places the organism in Eukaryota, Metazoa, Chordata, Actinopteri, Siluriformes, Ictaluridae. Gene Ontology annotation, biological process: regulation of apoptotic process. Bases 424 to 2682 code for a protein of 752 amino acids. The record is from RefSeq and is a predicted model, not a curated record. Gene Ontology annotation, molecular function: protein binding.
UAAGUUAUAUUCAUUUAUGUGUUCAUGUAUUUGUCUCAAUAAUACAUGAACACAAACACAACGACAAUUAAUAGUUAUGGUUACAGUAGUCAUGUGUCAGAUUUCAUAGGAGUAGACACCUUAAACAAGCUAAGGAUUUAAACACAUCAAAAGUAUAAAUUAUUUUCAUAAAUAUGUAGUAUGCACAAAUAGAACAGUUUUUCAAAUAACUACAAGAAGAACUACUAUUAAGAAAUGGAUUCCUGAAGUGGACAUUCACCUGCAUUUUCCCGAUAUGUGGUUGCUAAGAGAUAUUUGAAUGCUUGGUGAUAACUCAAGCCAUUGUAGGCACGCCUACAGUAUGUCCAGACCUCUCAAAGGAUUUUUGGUGUAGGAGACCUUUCUGGAGCUCUAACCAUUGACUGCUGUUUUAGAGUAAGUGCCAUGGGUUCAACCAAGUUUACAAAUCCAUAUGCUAUUGAAGUAAUCCGGACUAGAAGGAAAGAGCUAGUUGGUGGUAUCUCCAACACAGAAGACUUACUGGACCUUCUUGUCUCUAAUGGAGUCCUUCUACCUGAGAACAGAGUUCUUGUAUCCAGCAUUGCAGCACAAGAGGAAAAGAACUCCAGAAUGCUCAACAUCCUGGUGUCACGAGGGGAACGGGCAUGUCGCAUCUUCUUCUACCCAUGCCUGAAGUGUGCUCAACCUGACCUCUACCAGAACAUGAAAACCUAUGUGGGCCAGCUGAAUGAAAACAUUAAGGAUACACGAAGGCAGCUGAUUGGAUAUCUGCUAGAAAAAGAUCGACAAUGUCCAAUUAAAAAAAUUCAGGAUACCUCUAGGAACCCUUUGUAUGAAGGAUCAUUGCAUAAAUCAAAAAAGACAGAGCUGGCUUCUUCUUUGUACGAAUUAAAGAAGAGCUCUGCAAAACCCGAAGACUCAUCAACUGCAAUUUUCAAAGCAGUGUGUACAGGUGACGUGCCCCUAUUACAGGAACUAAUAAGAGGCAUAAAUAUCAAUGACAGAACUGCAUCGUCUGGUACCAUCCUACACCUUGCUGCAGAACACGGUCAAGUGUCAGUUAUAAACUUUUUGCUUUGUCAAGGAGUGAAACUCGAUUUAAGGGAUCAUUUAGGUCGCACUGCCCUCCACAAGGCGUCAGAGAUGGGGCACACAGCAGCUGUAGUGGCUCUCAUAAGGGCUGGAGCUGACAUCUAUGCCAAAGACCAAGCCUCAAAAACCCCCCAACAUUUAGCAGCACAAAAUGGGCAUGAAAACACAGUCAGAACGCUGGUGGUGGAGGAAAGAAGAAGCUUCAAGAACCAGACUACAUUCCUGCACAUGGCUGCAGUAGAUGAUGACUCUGUGCUGGCAGAAAUUUUACUGAGUAAUGGUGCCUCAGUAGACACCAGAGAUGGCCAAAGGAAGACGGCACUAUUCCAUGCCAUUAGCCGAGGAAAUGAGAAGACAGCUGCCGUGCUUCUUCAAGCUGGAGCUCAGGUAGAUUAUGGAAUUAUUGAGGCUGCAUUCGAACUAAACAGCAAGCCUAUGCUGUCACUGCUUCUGAUGAACAUUAAGACAGCAAUGUCUGAAAAUGAACUAAAAUCUAUUCUGUUCAAAGCAGUACAGAGGAACUUGGACAUGAUUGUGGCUGCUCUUAUUGACAGUGGAGUUGAUGUUAAUGUGUGUAAUGACCUGGGUUACACACCACUGCUCCUAGCCAUAGAGCUGAGCAAUUUGGAGGUCUUUAAAGUGUUAGUUUCAAACAAAGCUCAGCUGGAUAAGAGACUACCUAAUCAGAUGUCUGCUCUUCACCUGGCCAUCCAAAGUGGCAGUAUGCCAAUAACAGAGAUAUUACUAGAUAUGGGCAUGAAGCCCAACAUAAUUGGCCCCAAAGAGCAGAUGCCUCUUCAUUUUAGCGCCUUACACAACCAACCUGCACUGAUGGCCCUGUUGCUCCACAAUGGGGCUCAGAUCAAUUCAGUAACUCAGGAUGGAUUCACUGCCCUCCAUCUUGCUAGUCAGAGUGGACACAAGGAGUCUGUGGCCCAGCUGUUGGAAGGAAAGGCAGAUGUCCAUGCACAAGACAGACAGGCUAGGACAGCGCUACACUGGGCAGCUGCUCAAGGUGAUGCAGGCAUCAUAAAACUGCUUCUUCAUGCUGGAUCCAACACUCACACUGUUGAGAAAGACAAAAAGACUCCAUUACACCUGGCUGCGAUGGCAGGACAUGCUCAGGCCGUUUCAACCCUACUUUCUGCGAAGGCAAACGUGGCAGCCAAAGACAUGGAUGGCUGUACAGCUCUGCAUUAUGCCGCUAGGAAUGGGCAUGUACAUGUGGCUGCUGUAAUUCUCACAUCUGGUAGGAAUAAAAAUGUGAAUGAGAGGAACGUUUGGAGGAGGACACCUCUACAUUUGGCUGCAGAACAUGGCAAGGAGCUUGUGGUCGGUCUGCUGCUGGAAAGACAAGCCAAGAUCAAUGCCACUGACAAUAAUAAAGACACACCGUUACACUGGGCCUGUCGAACAGGGUAUCUAGGUACAGUGCAAAAGCUGGUGAACUGGACUCUUGGAGAGAAGGUAAACCUCAAGGCUACUAACAAUGUGAUGAAAACACCCCUUCAGGUAGCAGAGGCAGAGGGCACCCUAAACCACCAGAACAUUGUUGUGCUGCUGAAGAGGAAGAUGUUCCUCAUAAAAUAAAAAAUAAAAAGCCCAUGUCAGAAUGCUUUGAUGAAAGAAAUCGUGUUGAUUAAAAGCUUUUUUUAUUAUUAUUUUGGUUGAAAUCUGUUUCAUCACAUUGUACA